AUGCUGCCGCCUCUCUGCCUGCUGCUCCUGCUGCUGCUACCACCCUUGGGGGCCACCACUGCCCUCCCCCUGGAGGGCGGCCUCACCAGCCACGACAGAGACAGCGGGCAUAUGCAGGAAGUGGCAGAAAUAAAGAAAAACAGCCUGUUGACUUUCCUGGCAUGGUGGCAUGAAUGGAUGUCCCAGGCCAGGGAGGUGCCCUUCGUGGGAGGGGAGACCAGGGAAAUGCCCAAGAAGCAGGAAGGGCUGCCCCGCCAACAGGCCUCGCGUGGAGAUAGAACGCCCUGUGGGAAUUUCUUCUGGAAGACCUUCUCGUCCUGCAAGUAA
Molecule: messenger RNA, 327 nt
Organism: Sus scrofa (pig)
Lineage: Eukaryota; Metazoa; Chordata; Mammalia; Artiodactyla; Suidae
Gene: CORT
Product: cortistatin
Biological process (GO): adenylate cyclase-inhibiting G protein-coupled receptor signaling pathway; regulation of cell migration
Cellular component (GO): extracellular region
Molecular function (GO): G protein-coupled receptor binding; neuropeptide hormone activity
Source: RefSeq, marked inferred